Pneumocystis murina B123 is the source of this 1427-nucleotide messenger RNA. RefSeq lists its product as hypothetical. Lineage: Eukaryota; Fungi; Ascomycota; Pneumocystomycetes; Pneumocystales; Pneumocystaceae. Bases 27 to 1427 code for a protein of 466 amino acids. The transcript has 5 exons. Gene Ontology annotation, molecular function: protein binding. The record is from RefSeq and is a predicted model, not a curated record.
AAAAAAAUCAUUACAAACUUAUCAUUAUGCACAAACGACAAAGAUUAGAGUCUUCUAAAGAAAAUAUACCUUUUGAAAAUAUGAUUAAGUCUUCAGAAAUUAAAAAAAACGAUGAUAGUAUAGGCGAAUUUGAAGAUCCUUGGGAAGAUGAAAUAGAAAGUGAAGAAUAUAUAGAAGAUAUUAAUGAAGAUCCAAUGAAUGAGGAAGUAAAAGUAUAUCUUCCAUCCUCUCGUUCAUUAAAAGAGGACGAAGUUCUUGAGCCGGAUCAGUCAGCAUAUGAAAUGCUUCAUUCUAUCAAUGUUCAAUGGCCAUAUUUAAGCUUUGAUAUUUUGAAGGACAAUUUAGGUCUAAGAACUAAUUAUCCUGUAACAGUAUAUCUUGUGUCAGGCACCCAAGCAGAUAUUAAAAAAGACAAUAAUAUUACUGUUAUAAAGUUGUCGCAUUUGUGUAGAACUCAAUAUGAUGAUGACUCAAUUGAUUCAAAUGAUUCUGAUAUAGAUGAAGAUCCUAUUCUUGAAUAUAGGUCAUUGCCUACCUUUGGAACUACAAAUCGCAUUCGAGCAUUUUAUAAGGAAGGCGAAAGUUAUUUUGUUGCAUCAUUUAGUGAAACAGGAAAAGUACAUAUAUGGGAUGUCGCUCCUCAUUUAUUAUCAAUUAAUAAUCCAGGUGUAUCUGUUGCUAAAAAAUAUAAUUCACCUAUCUACACUGUUUUAAAUCAUAAAGUAGAAGGAUAUGCAAUUGAUUGGAAUACAUUAUCAUCGCAUAAUUUUCUUAUUUCAGGCGACAAUAAUGGUUUUAUUUAUUUAACAUCUCUUUCAGAAGCCUCAUGGUUUACAGAAAAAACACCAUUUUUAGGACAUAUAUCAUCAGUAGAAGAUCUUGUGUGGUCUCCUUCUGAGAGAAAUGUAUUUGCCAGUGCAAGUACUGACGGAACUGUAAAAAUAUGGGAUAUACGAAAUAAAAGACACAAACCUGCAUUGAGUGCUGAUCUUCAUCCUGGUGUAGAUAUAAAUGUUAUUAGCUGGAACAAAAAUGUAUUAUAUUUAAUGGCAACAGGAGCAGAUGAUGGAAAGUUUAAUAUAUGGGAUUUACGUACAUUCCAAAGUUCAUCUAUUCCAUCAUUUAUCGCAUCAUUUUCUUGGCAUACAGCUCCCAUAACAUCUAUAGAGUGGCAUCCAUCCGAAAAAUCAGUAAUUUCAGUAUCAGAUAAGAAUCAUGUUUCAUUAUGGGAUUUAUCUGUUGAGGUGGAUAACGAAAGUCAAGUUUCAAAAAAAACAGACGAUCUUGACCAUAUACCUAAUCAACUUAUGUUUAUACAUAUGGGGGGAAAAGACAUCAAAGAAGCACAUUGGCAUCAUCAAAUUCCGGGAUGUGUUGUAAGUACAAGUUCUACAGGAAUACAAGUCUUCAAAACUAUAAGUAUAUAA